GGCAGGACGGGGGUGGCCGCCGCGGGCUCGGGGCGGGGACAGCACGCAGCCUCGCCGCGCGCACCUCCGCCCGGCAGCGGCCCCGACACCCGGGGCAAGCGGGAAAGCGGCGGCGGCGGGGGAAGGAUGCAGGGGAAGAAGCCGGGCGGCUCGUCGGGCGGCGGCCGGAGCGGCGAGCUGCAGGGGGACGAGGCUCAGAGGAACAAGAAGAAGAAAAAGAAGGUGUCCUGCUUCUCCAACAUCAAGAUCUUCCUCGUGUCCGAGUGCGCCCUGAUGCUGGCGCAGGGCACGGUGGGCGCCUACCUGGUGAGCGUCCUUACCACCCUGGAGCGGAGGUUCAACCUCCAGAGCGCCGACGUGGGCGUGAUCGCCAGCAGCUUCGAGAUCGGGAACCUGGCGCUCAUCCUCUUCGUGAGCUACUUCGGGGCGCGCGGGCACAGGCCGCGCCUCAUCGGCUGCGGAGGCAUCGUCAUGGCCCUGGGCGCGCUGCUGUCGGCGCUGCCUGAGUUCCUGACCCACCAGUACAAGUACGAGGCGGGCGAGAUCCGCUGGGGUGCCGAGGGCCGCGAUGUCUGCGCCGCCAACGGCUCGGGCGGGGACCAGGGGCCCGACCCGGACCUCAUCUGCCGCAGCCGGACCGCCACCAACAUGAUGUACUUGCUGCUCAUUGGGGCCCAGGUGCUCCUGGGCAUCGGUGCUACCCCCGUGCAGCCCCUGGGUGUCUCCUACAUCGACGACCACGUGCGGAGGAAGGACUCCUCGCUCUACAUAGGAAUCCUGUUCACGAUGCUGGUGUUUGGACCAGCCUGUGGAUUUAUCCUGGGCUCUUUCUGUACCAAAAUCUAUGUGGAUGCGGUCUUCAUUGACACAAGUAACCUGGACAUCACCCCGGACGACCCCCGCUGGAUCGGAGCCUGGUGGGGUGGGUUUCUGCUCUGCGGUGCCUUACUCUUCUUUUCUUCCGUCUGGAUGUUUGGGUUUCCACAGUCUCUGCCCCCGCACUCAGACCCCGCCCUGGAGAGCGAACAGGCCAUGCUCCCCGAAAGAGAAUACGAGAGACCCAAGCCCAGCAACGGGGUCCUGAGGCACCCCCUGGAGCCGGACAGCAGUGCCUCCUGCUUCCAGCAGCUGAGAGAGCAUUUUGCUGAUUCAUCUUUCAGGACACCCCCACCACCACCACCUCCCUCCUCUUGGGUUGACUGCUGUAUCCACUCCUCCCCUUUCCUGCACCGUGAGCCCCUGGGGGCCGGGACUGCACUGAUCCCGAAGGUCACAAAGCACCUGCUCUCAAACCCUGUGUUUACCUGCAUCAUCCUGGCCGCCUGCAUGGAGAUUGCAGUGGUGGCUGGCUUCGCUGCCUUCUUGGGGAAGUAUCUGGAGCAGCAAUUUAACCUCACCACCUCUUCUGCCAACCAGCUGCUCGGGAUGACUGCAAUCCCAUGUGCCUGUCUGGGCAUCUUCCUGGGCGGUCUCCUGGUGAAGAAACUCAGCCUGUCUGCCCUCGGGGCCAUUCGGAUGGCCAUGCUCGUCAACCUGGUGUCCACCGCUUGUUACGUCUCCUUCCUCUUCCUGGGCUGUGACACGGGCCCUGUGGCUGGGGUUACUGUUCCCUAUGGAAACACCUCAUCACCUGGCUCAGCCCUGGACCCCUACUCGUCCUGCAAUAAAAACUGUGAAUGCCAAACGGAUUCCUUCACUCCAGUGUGUGGAGCAGAUGGCAUCACCUACCUGUCUGCCUGCUUUGCUGGCUGCAACAGCACGAAUCUCACCAGCUGUGCGUGCCUCACGACCGUCCCGCCUGAGAAUGCGACUGUGGUCCAUGGAAAAUGCCCCAGUCCUGGCUGCCAAGAGGCCUUCCUCACCUUCCUGUGUGUGAUGUGUGUCUGCAGCAUGAUUGGGGCAAUGGCUCAGACUCCCUCGGUCAUUAUCCUUAUCAGGACAGUCAGCCCUGAACUCAAAUCCUACGCCCUGGGAGUUCUUUUUCUCCUCCUCCGUUUGUUGGGCUUCAUCCCCCCACCGCUUAUCUUUGGGGCCGGCAUCGACUCCACCUGCCUGUUCUGGAGCACAUUCUGUGGGGAGCAAGGCGCCUGCGUCCUCUACGACAACGUGGCCUACAGAUACCUGUACGUCAGCAUCGCCAUCGCGCUCAAGUCCUUUGCCUUCCUCCUCUACACCACCACGUGGCAGUGCCUGAGGAAAAACUAUAAACGAUACAUCAAAAACCACGAGGGCGGGCUGAGCACCAGUGAGUUCUUUGCCUCUACUCUGACCCUAGACAAUCUGGGGAGGGACCCUGUGCCCGCAAACCAGACACAUAGGACAAAAUUUAUCUAUAACCUUGAAGAUCAUGAGUGGUGUGAGAACAUGGAGUCUGUUUUAUAGUGACUGAAGGAGGGUUGAACUCUGUAUUAGUCAUCCAAGGGUCAUUUUUCCUAAAAAAAAAAAAAAAAAAAAAAAAAAGAAAAUUAAAAAAAAAAAACAACUCAAUACACACAGAGACACACACACAUGUACACACAGCACCUUUGUCCUUUUUCUCAAAAUCAGAGCCAGACGGGAUUCAAAAUAAGGAGAGCGUGGGAUCACGUGGUUGACAUGCAACCUCCAGGGGCUCAGAGUCUACUCUUUGAAGGCACCUCAUGGUUUUUCAGGAUGCCGACAGCUGCAAGCAACAGGCACUGCCAAAUUCAGGGAACAGUGGUGGCCAGCUUGGAGGACGGACCUUUCUGGAUAUAUAUACACAUACAAAACAAAUAUAUAUAUAUAUAUAUAUUAAAAGAAGUCUACUAAAAAACCCAAGUUGACAACAUUUGCCAGGAUAAGCACUAGUGACACACCCCAUGCCACCCUCCCCGCCCACACGGGGGUGGAGGGGGACCCAAGUCAGAGGAGUGGAGGCCCACUUCUCUAAUUUUUGCAAUAUGGGUCGCUGUGUAGACGACUCACCCAGUCUACACAUGUGGUUCAAGGCCCCAGAGUUCUCUCAGCGAUGCUAAAGGGUGAUCUGUGCUGGAGACUGUAAUUGACACCUCUCACCAGCUCCAUUUCCAUUUCUCAAGACUGAGGGCCCCAGGGGGAGCCGGACAUGGGGGACCAGCACCUCCCCUUCCCUGCAGCAUCUCCCAUUGGGGUGCGUCCCCCAGCCCCGCAGAGUGACCUCAGGAAGCAGUGGGCCUCGCCUGGCUAUGACUGACUUCGCUCAGAGCCGGUGAAACCCAACCUAGUCCAAGUCAUUUGCUUACAUUUGCCAAACAUUUUGCCAUUUUUAAGGAAAAAAAUGCAAUGCAUAUGAAUUUCAAACUGUUGGUAUGUAUAAUCCUCUGAUACUAUUUUUAACUACUUCUCAAAUCUGUGUUAACCCUUCAGUCACUAACACAGUUCUCUAGGCCGAAUUUAUUAACGCUGGUUGCUUUUACUUUUCUCCUUUUUUAAUGCACCAAAAAUAUAAUGUUAUUCAAGGGA
This is a messenger RNA of Physeter macrocephalus (sperm whale), 3462 nucleotides long. It is a transcript of the gene SLCO3A1, whose product is annotated as solute carrier organic anion transporter family member 3A1. Gene Ontology annotation, cellular component: plasma membrane. Lineage: Eukaryota; Metazoa; Chordata; Mammalia; Artiodactyla; Physeteridae. The coding region runs from base 127 to 2382 and encodes 751 amino acids. Gene Ontology annotation, molecular function: protein binding. The record is from RefSeq and is a predicted model, not a curated record. The transcript is spliced from 11 exons. Gene Ontology annotation, biological process: sodium-independent organic anion transport; prostaglandin transport; transmembrane transport.